ACCAAAGUGUAAUAUAAGCCUACUUUCUCUCUCCCUCCCUCUCUUUCACAUGCACACCCCCAAAAUGUCCAACAUCCUUUGGAAGAACUUCCACCUUUGCUUCUCCAGUCUCAAGUGCCUCCCACCACCACUCCCCUAUCCGCCAUCGCUGGCGCCGCAACCACCCAUCUCCGAACACCAGCGCCGCCAACAUCCACCUACACCGGAAGACCAUGCCUCUGCCGCCACUCCAACCUCAGUCCUCAUCAAGAACUUCAACUCCCUCUACGACAUCACCUCCUCCGAGAACUCAACCACCACCUCUAACUGCUCCACCUCCCUCACUCCCUUCACAGCAGACGACCCCUUCUUCUCGUCCUCCUCCGAAGACUCCGACUUCGCCGACGUUGCCACCGCCUCCCCGCCUGACCUCGCCUCUGUGUACGCCUCCCGGCGCUUCUUUUUCUCCUCCCCGGGCCAGUCGAACGCCAUCAUCGACUCCCCUGACUCCCCGCUGCCGCACCCACCAACUGAGCCCCCACCACCAGUAGCCACCGCCGGAGGGCUCACCGUGCAGAAGUACUCAUCCGACCCUUACAGUGAUUUUCGGAGAUCGAUGCAGGAGAUGAUCGAGGCUAGGGAUAUCAAGGAUCUAAAGAAUGAUAACUGGGAGUAUCUGCAUGAGUUGCUGUUAUGUUAUUUGGCGCUUAACCCUAAGCAGACACACAAGUUCAUCGUCGGGGCAUUCACGGAUAUCGUGAUUCAUUUGAUGUCGCAUCCACCACCACGUACGGCAUUGGCUCUAGCUGAUAGGCCUCGGAAGCCUGGAGGGCAGCGGCAACGGCCAGCCAAUCCGCUAAGGCAGUUGGUGUAAUUAAUCAAAUUAUCUAAUUAUCAUAUUGUAAUUUACUUUUUCUUUUGCCAUAGCAAGUCAGUCUAGAGUGUUCGAGUAAUGUGAAAAAUUAAAAGGAAAAAUCAGAGAAGUGAUUCGGAAAACUUGGGUGGUGUUUGUCUC
Molecule: messenger RNA, 994 nt
Organism: Punica granatum (pomegranate)
Lineage: Eukaryota; Viridiplantae; Streptophyta; Magnoliopsida; Myrtales; Lythraceae
Source: RefSeq, a predicted model, not a curated record